This is a messenger RNA of Aspergillus welwitschiae, 1329 nucleotides long. RefSeq names its product S-adenosyl-L-methionine-dependent methyltransferase. Lineage: Eukaryota; Fungi; Ascomycota; Eurotiomycetes; Eurotiales; Aspergillaceae. The coding region runs from base 1 to 1329 and encodes 442 amino acids. Gene Ontology annotation, molecular function: thiopurine S-methyltransferase activity. The transcript has 3 exons. The record is from RefSeq and is a predicted model, not a curated record.
AUGUCAGCAGGCAUCACAGCCAUAGCCACACUCCAUAGUGAGCGUUUGAAACGGCUCUCCGAGUCGGAAAAAUUAGUGGCAAAAUACCGUGAUCCUCUUUUGCUGGCAUCGAUGGAACUGCAGUCGAGACUCUACAACAUUCUCGAGCAAGAAUUUCUCUCCUACUAUGAGAAUGAGGAUCGGAGAGACUUAGUAGAUGUCUAUACUGCAUUCCUGAUUGGUCAGUUCUUCUCUUGGACAUACAUCCUUCGUCGGCAAGUCCAAUUCUUUCAUUUUUCAACGGACAAAAGCCACCAAAAACUUUCACGUGCCAUCGAAGCUAUUCAGAAGUCGUUCAGCACUGAUGAGUACGGCAAGGAGGACAGCGACUUCAUGCUAUGGCGCGGGGAACAAUUGGCCAUUGGGGAGAUAAUGACUGUCUCUGACGACGUCGCGCCGGACCGAGUAUCUCUCAACUUCCCCCGACUCCAUCGCCACCCCAUUACCAUGACGACUCCUACCGACAAUAAGUUCCAGGAUGCUCAAGCAUAUUUGGCCAAACAUCAAGGGGACAGUUAUCUUAAGGGCUGGGACCUCCUCUGGGACAAAGGUGAUUAUCUGCCCUGGGAUCGUGGCUUCCCCAACCCCGCGCUAGAAGACACCCUAGUCCAGCGAGUUGGCACGAUUGGCGGGCCCAUCGCCCCGAACGGUGAGAGGCGGAAGGCCCUAGUUCCGGGCUGUGGACGUGGAGUCGACGUGCUCUUAUUCGCGAGCUUUGGGUAUGACGCCUACGGCCUGGAGUGCAGCGCCGCGGCUGUCGAAGCGUGCAAGAAGGAGGAGGAGAAGGUGAACAAUAGCCGGUACUGCGUGCGAGAUGAGAAAGUUGGCAAAGGGAAGAUUACUUUCGUCCAGGGGGAUUUCUUUGAUGAUACCUGGUUGAAGGAAAUUGGAGUACCUCGAAAUGGUUUUGAUGUCAUUUAUGAUUACACGUUUUUCUGUGCUCUGAACCCAGAGCUCCGUCCUAAAUGGGCUCUGCGACACACCGAGCUCCUUGCUCCCUUCCCUGCAGGCAAUCUGAUCUGUCUGGAGUCUCCUCGUCAUAGGGACCCCCUGGCCCCCGGCCCUCCAUUUGCCUCUCCCUCCGAGGCCUAUAUGGAGCAUCUGAGCCACCCCGGUGAGGAGAUCUCCUACAACGAUAAGGGUCUUGUUGACGCGGACCCGUUGCGAGAGCCCAGCAAGGCGGGCCUGGAGAGAGUGGCGUACUGGCAGCCAGAGCGCACACACACUGUGGGCAAGGAUAAGAAUGGGGUGAUCCAAGACAGAGUCUCUAUUUGGCGUCGACGUGACUAG